Prunus armeniaca (apricot) is the source of this 1335-nucleotide messenger RNA. The record is from the annotation of a GenBank genome assembly. NCBI's taxonomy places the organism in Eukaryota, Viridiplantae, Streptophyta, Magnoliopsida, Rosales, Rosaceae.
AUGUCAAACCUAAUUAGAAGUCGUAAGGCGGUGUCGGCUGCACAUAGUUCGCCUCCCCUGUCGCAGCCAUCAGUUGCCACAGCUCCAGCAGAGAUGGACCACUUUCCAGUUGGUCCAAGGGUGUCCGAUGCGCCGACGUCAUCAGCGUCGUCAGUGGCGCAACCUGUUAGCGCCAGGCGUCGUCAUCGCCCACCCAGCACCUCUGACACCAUAUCGACAGACGCUUCUGCUGGGUCGGGGUCACAAUCCGCGAAGAAGAACACUCGGGGACCGUGUCGGCAGUUGAAGACGGCGAAGGUCACCCGGGUGACCAACAGUCGUAUCAACAUUGAAUACGACGAGCGGCAUCGGGCAGCCUCGACGGCGGAAUUGCAUAGCUCUUUGGCCCACGACAUUGGUCAUGUCGUUCGGACCCAUUGCCCUAUGCAAUGGAAGUCUUGGAAGGUCAUACCUGACGAGGUCAAGAUGGAGGUGCGCGAACAUUUGUCGACGAACUACAACUUAGAGGACCUCGAUGAUGAGUCAUCGGCGUACGUCAAUAGACUUUUUGGUGAGAGGUACAAGCAGUGGAAGAGCGACUUGCACCACCAUUUUCAGGCAUUUGAUGAUCCGCAAGUCGCUCUUGAAGAGGGUUGCCCGACGGAGCUUGAGGGUCGGGAGGAUAGUUGGGCGUGGCUCUGCGCUCAUUUUCUGGCACCCGAAUAUGUGAAUAAGGCCACAGUAAAUAAGGGCAAUAGGAAGAAGAAGACUCUUCUCCACCAUUCAGGUUCCAGGCCCUUCUCAUAUAGGAUGGACGCACGACGACGGGCGGGGUCCAAAUUCCCGGAGAUCGACGUCUUUGGCGACGUUUAUGUUCGACCUGGGAAUGAGUUGGCCGAGUCCAUUCAUACGACGAUGGUGGAGAGGAGCCAGUUGGUUCUUCAGGAGUCUGCCUCCCAACUUCCUCCCGAUACUCCGCUCGAGUCUGUGCAUCCUCCACAGGAUGCGGGGUUUCAAAUCUUGACGGAGACGUUGGAUCAGACUCUCGGGAGGAGGCCCGGGACAUAUUGUCGAGGGAUGGGGAAUGCCCGGCGGCGGGAACCUAUACCCCGUUCAUCGUCGCAGUCAAACGAGGUGACUGCUUUGACAGCGACGGUGGCCGAGCUUAAGGGUCAGAUGUCUAUGAUUCUAGAGUCCCUUGCUCGGUCAGGCAUUCCAAUCCCGCAGUUUGGUUCCUCCUCGACCUCCGAGCCCCCCCAACCUGGCUACCAGACAUCUACCCCUGCCAACAAUGCCCAGACGUCCGAGCCGCAUCUCGCAGACGACCACGUUGAUUUUGGAACUUUAUUCGAUUAG